UGAGCCAUGGACCCCAGGGAUUUAGCUGUGCGGUCUUGUCCCGGGCCAAUUUACCCCCCACUAACCACCCUUCCAUGACGCAUGCAAUGAUCCAAGCUGCCACCAUGAUGUGAAUCUUCCUCUCGAUGGCGCACUUCCGGUCUCCCACCAACGUUUCUUUAGGCGCAGCGAUCGGAAAGAGAUCCAGGUGACAGGAAAUGGAGGAGCCGAGCAAGCCCCAAAUCCCCAGAGUGAAGUUAGGAAGCCAGGGCUUGGAGGUUUCCAAGCUGGGUUUCGGUUGCAUGGGCCUUACCGGAGUGUACAACUCUCCGGUCGCCGAAGAAGCCGGGAUUUCCAUCAUCAAGCACGCCUUCGACGAAGGUAUCACCUUCUUUGACACCGCUGAUGCUUAUGGACCCCAUACUAAUGAGGUCUUGCUUGGAAAGGUUUUGAAGCAAUUGCCUCGCGAGAAGGUCCAGUUGGCCACAAAAUUUGGUAUUGCAGGAAUAGAUCAGACUGGGGUGAUAGUGAAGGGCAAUCCGGAAUACGUCCGGGCAUGCUGCGAGGCAAGCCUUGAACGGCUCGGUGUAGAUUACAUCGAUUUGUAUUACCAGCACCGAGUGGACAAGUCGGUGCCCAUAGAAGAAACUAUGCGGGAGCUCAAAAAGUUGGUGGAAGAGGGGAAGGUGAAGUACAUCGGAUUGUCUGAGGCCAGUCCAGAUACAAUUAGGCGUGCUCAUGCGGUGCAUCCAAUCACUGCAUUGCAGAUGGAGUGGUCUUUAUGGACUCGUGAAAUCGAAGAGGAGAUUGUCCCACUUUGCAGGGAACUUGGCAUUGGGAUAGUUCCAUACAGUCCUCUGGGUCGUGGAUUUUUUGGGGGAAGAGCAGUUGUAGAAAGUUUGCCAUCUCAUAGUUACUUGGCUUUACAUCCUAGAUUCACUGGAGAUAACUUAGAAAAGAACAAGAUAUUAUAUGCACGACUAGAGAAGUUGGCCAUGAAGCAUUGUUGUACCCCUGCUCAGCUUGCUCUAGCUUGGAUACUUUAUCAGGGCAAUGAUGUGGUUCCCAUCCCUGGAACAACCAAGAUAAAGAACUUGAAUGACAACAUUGGGUCCUUAAGCGUGAAGCUCACAGAGGAGGACUUGAUAGAAAUCUCAGAUGCUGUGGGUAUCGAAGAAGUGGCAGGUCCUAGAACCUAUGGACAUUUAGUACCACACUCAUGGAGAUUUGCGAACACCCCAGCAAAAACAUAACACAUCUUCGCUGAAAAUUCCUGAUGAUCUGUCUUUUGCAAUUGCUUAUUAUUUUCUUCCAAUAUAUGUUAUAUACCAGCAGUGAAAACAAGAUACUAAUGUAGUCCAAUGGUAAUGCCUAAUGAUCUAUCUUCAGCUAUUGCUUAUUAUUAUUA
Molecule: messenger RNA, 1387 nt
Organism: Elaeis guineensis (African oil palm)
Lineage: Eukaryota; Viridiplantae; Streptophyta; Magnoliopsida; Arecales; Arecaceae
Source: RefSeq, a predicted model, not a curated record